AUGGCCGCCAUUACCCCAUCCUCCCUCCUCCUCCAUGCGGGGCUCCUCUCCCUCCUCCUCGCUGCCGCCACCGCCACCAUCGGCGAGGGCUCCACCCUCCGCAUAACGCACGCCUACGGGCCUUCCUCCCCUUUCCGCCCCCAGAAACUCUCAUGGGCCGAUACCCUCCUCGAUAUCUCCUCCAACGACGCCUCUCGCCUGCAAUACCUCUCCAGCCUCGCCGUCUCCACCCGAAAGGCCGUCGCCCCCGUCGCCUCCGGCCGGCAGAUCCUCCAAAGCUCCAACUACAUCGUCCGCGCCGGCCUUGGAAAUCCUCCGCAGGCGAUGCUUAUGGCGCUGGACACCAGCAACGACGCCGCAUGGCUUCCCUGCCCCGCCUGCGCCGGCUGCUCCUCCUCCUCCAUCAUCUUCAACUCGGGCAAGUCCUCCUCCUUCUCUCCGAUCCUCUGCGGCGACGUUCGCUGCCAGCAGGUGCCCAACCCCACCUGCCAGGGAACGAGGUGCUUCUUCAACAUGACCUACGGGGCGUCCUCGUUCCAGGCCGCGCUCUCGCGAGAUACCCUCCACAUAGCCGGCGACGACUUCCCCGGCUACGCCUUCGGGUGCCUCAAGAGAGUGAGAGGCAGCUCCUUGCCGCCACAGGGGCUGCUGGGCCUUGGCCGCGGCCCUUUGUCUCUGCUCUCGCAGACCCAUGAAACCUACCGCUCCACCUUCUCCUACUGCCUCCCGGGGCUCCGCUCCGGCAACUUCUCCGGCUCCCUCCGCCUCGGCCCGGCGGCGCAGCCAGUGAACAUCAAGACGACGCCGCUGCUCUCCAAUCCGCGACGCCCCACCUUGUACUACGUCAACAUGACUGGAAUCCGGGUGGGCCGCCGCCUGGCGGCCAUCCCGCCGGCGGCGCUGGCGUUCGACCCGGCCACCGGAGCCGGCACCGUCUUCGACUCCGGCACCAUGUUCACGCGUCUGGUGGCGCCGGCGUACGCGGCGGUGAGGGACGAGUUCCGGCGGCGGGUGGCGGCGAAGAACGUGAGCUCGCUCGGAGGAUUCGACACCUGCUACGAGGGCCCCAUCACGGCGCCGACCAUCACCUUCCUCUUCACAGGGAUGAACGUGACGCUGCCGCAGGAAAACGCGCUCAUCCACAGCACCGCUGGGAACACAGUGUGCCUGGCCAUGGCGGCGGCGCCCGAUAAUGUCAACUCCGUGCUGAAUGUGAUCGCCAACAUGCAGCAGCAGAACCAUCGCAUCCUCUUCGACGUGCCAAACCGCCGCCUUGGCGUCGCCCGUGAGCUCUGCACCGUCUAG
Messenger RNA from Spirodela intermedia, 1305 nucleotides. The record is from the annotation of a GenBank genome assembly. NCBI's taxonomy places the organism in Eukaryota, Viridiplantae, Streptophyta, Magnoliopsida, Alismatales, Araceae.